AUGCGGUGGCCAAACGCCCACCGUUCUGGACGCCGAAAAGGACCGCAUCGGAGCGGCGCGGGAACUUGCCGCUUCGCCGCCUCGCACAGCAGCGACGAACGCGUCUCAGCAACGCCGCAUUUGCUCGCUGGAAGGAGCGGUGCUCCCGACCGGAGCCGGCGGAGGCGGCAAGCUGCGGCCUCGCCGAGGCAGUCUACGUCCGCGCGCCGCCGGUUCGCCGGUUGCGGCGGCGGAUGUCCAACCCACCGCCACAAAGGAGCGCGUCGGCACCUUGGCGCGAGUGUGCGCCGCCACGUCCGAUUUCCCUUUGCGGAGCUCGACCCUGCAUUGCGGGAGAUGUGUCUCCGGAGUGCGCCGGGGCUUGGUGCGCUUCACUGCGAGGCCCUGCACCAACUGCACCUCGCCGCCUGCAAGGAACUCGCGGCCGCGUUCAACAGGAGCAUCGGCGACGGUGGCGCUCCGGCUUCCCGGGAAGUGGGCAUUGCAAUUGUCCCGCUCCUCAAGCCUGGGAAGCCGGGCAAAUGA
Messenger RNA from Trypanosoma conorhini, 525 nucleotides. Its product is annotated as Tcoingi protein. The record is from RefSeq and is a predicted model, not a curated record. The transcript has a single exon. Lineage: Eukaryota; Euglenozoa; Kinetoplastea; Trypanosomatida; Trypanosomatidae. The coding region runs from base 1 to 525 and encodes 174 amino acids.